UGGCCGCGUCCUGACAAAUGUCACAUUUCUUCAGUUGCUGUAAACACAGUUAUUAACGUUGCUUUUAUCACCCGUCCAGCGAAAAGAAAAAACAAGCACACUGGGAAGGUUUUGCGUCACUCUGUUCAACAUCUGCAGAGGAUAAUCGAGCCAACACCAUGGUUCAUUUAUCAUCACUCCUGCUUAAGAACUACCACGGAGGUUACGUUGUCAUCCGAUUUGCUCUUGCAGGCCACAAACAAGCUAACAGACCUUUUUAUCGAAUCGUGGCAGCGUACAACAAAAGGGCAAGAGAUGGUAAAUAUUUAGAGCAGCUUGGUACCUACGACCCCCUGCCCAACAUCUACAAUGAGAAACUUGUCAGUUUCAACUUCGACCGAAUCAAGUACUGGAUCGGUUGUGGCGCACAUCCUACAAAGCCAGUGGCCAAACUUCUAGGGUUGGCAGGAUUUUUCCCUCUGCACCCAAUGACGAUAACAGAGUCAGAGCGUCAGAGAGCACAGACAGAGCUGAUGGCAACAGAAGAUGUUCUGCAGGAGGGACAGAAGGAGGCGGAAGUGUGAGAACUAAAGCGUGUGCGUGUGCGUGUGCGCGUGCGCGCGCGCGUGUCCCCCCCCAAAAAGAUGUUGCCGUUCUUUGGGGGGAACUAAUCUAUUUGUUUCCGAACUUGUUAUGUGGACUGCUUUUAAGCAAUAUCAGAUUGACAUAAUGUAUUUUGAAUUGACAAUUCUUAAUAAAGCUAAUUUUCUGUUCUGUUAUAUUUGACAAUAUUUGGUUAAGAAGCAGACUUUUUCUAUUGUUCUCUCUCUAUGUUCAAGAACUUUUAUGAAAACAAUAUUUUUACUUUGAACUUUACUCAUGGGGUGUUAUCGUUUUUCUUUCUUUUGUCUGCAUUUGUGUUGAAAUUAAUAAAUAGUGAAUAGUCUGUAGUCUAUGCCAAAAUAAACAAACAUGACCUGG
This is a messenger RNA of Pseudoliparis swirei, 960 nucleotides long. RefSeq names its product mitochondrial ribosomal protein S16 (gene mrps16). Gene Ontology annotation, molecular function: structural constituent of ribosome. Bases 159 to 563 code for a protein of 134 amino acids. The transcript is spliced from 4 exons. Lineage: Eukaryota; Metazoa; Chordata; Actinopteri; Perciformes; Liparidae. Gene Ontology annotation, cellular component: ribosome; mitochondrial small ribosomal subunit. Gene Ontology annotation, biological process: mitochondrial translation. The record is from RefSeq and is a predicted model, not a curated record.